UGGAACAUCAUAAUGCCCGAGAGGAAUUGAAGCCCUUUUGGGUCUAUCGCAGAAAAAUAAGCAAAUAAAUAAUCAGAAGCCUGCCGUGAGUGGAUCCUCAUCAGAGAUUGCACAGGGAGGCCCAGACAUUUCAACUGAAGAGAGGACUUCUAGUCAAGGACGUUUAUGCUGGAAGAAAAUUCCGUUAAUAUUGCAGCCCCUCUCCCAGGAUGCCCCACCUCUCAAGUUGGAGCCAUUGAACAAACCUCCGCCCAGCCUGCUAUUUCCCCGCCUCCCGAAGUAGGAAGUCCAACGUAGAAGAAUCACACGUUGCAGGUCAGGCUGCAUCUUCUGGGGACCCGCCUCCUUGGGUGGCAGGCCCGACGGAGGGCGCUGCCAUCAAUGUCAGGCCGGCUGCAGUCCAGGAAACGGUGCCUGGUAAGGAAGGGAGGGCAGCAGCCGGAGCAACGAGCUCUAACCCAACUCGGUCUUCCUCCAGCUUCUGCCCCAUACUAUGGCAGCUCUUCUGAAGAGCCUGCUUGCUGCCUCAGAGAAAGCCGCCAACAUUGCCCAGCUGUGUCGCCAGGAGGAGGCACUCUUCAGCUUGCUCAUUGAGGAGAAGAGGGGUGCAGACAAGAACAAGAAGUUCGUCCAGGAUUUCAAGACCUUGGCUGAUGUGCUGAUCCAAGAGGUCAUCAAGCAUGACGUGGGGAAGGAGUUUCCAGAGUUACAAGCCUAUAUUCGUGGUGAGGAGUCCAACAAGUUUGGAAAUGGCCUUGGAGAGACUGUGGUAGUGCAGGUAUGUCCCUCUCAACCAGAAACAGCUGCCCUGCUGCAGAAAGUCUUGGAUCGGAACCAGACAGCUGCAGAACUGCUGGCAGCUGCUAUUCAUCAGCAGGUGGUGUUUUCUGACCCAGCACUGGAUGGUGUGAAUGUGACAGUCUCCACUGAGAACAUGGCUGUGUGGAUUGACCCCAUAGAUUCCACCAAUCAGUAUAUCCGUGGCCGUGGAACUGUGGCACCUGUGAAUGGCAUCUACCCAUCAGGACUACACUCGGCCUUGGUGCUGAUAGGGGUAUACAACCGGCACUCAGGUGAACCUGUUCUGGGCAUCAUCAAUGAGCCAUUUUUCCAGGAAAAGUUACCAGAGCAUAGGUGGCAGAGCAGAUAUCACUGGGGCAUCUCCUAUGAAAACAUCAACCUGAGCUCGCUAAGCCGGCCGGUACCUCAGGUUCCUCCUUGUGUGGUGCUGAGCAGCAAUGAAAGUGUGGAGCUGCAGAAGGCUCUGGUACCCCUGUAUGGUGAGCAGAUCUGCUUUGCCUCCGGUGCUGGGUACAAGAUGCUGUGUGUGGCCCUGGGCUUCGCAGAUGCCUAUGUGCUCUCAGAAGGCAGCACCUUCAAGUGGGAUUCGUGUGGCCCCCAUGCAAUCCUUCGGGCCCUUGGCGGGGGCAUUGCUAAUUUUGCUGGGGCAUUGCAUGCUUGGCGUGCUGGCCAACACGAUUCUCUGCCUGAAUUGACCUACAACAAGCCAGAAGAGGGUGCCGUCGGUGCCGAUCGCUGGGCUAAUCAUGGUGGUGUCAUAGCCUAUAUGUACCAUGGCCAUCUUGAGGCUAUCAUGGCUACUCUGGCAGCUGCAGCUGAUGUUGCUUAAGUUCCUCCUCCAUGUGGGUAUGGCUUGGUUGGGACACUCACAACUAAUGAGGGGAGGAGCCAGACUGCUGGUCAGGGACUGUGUGACUUAAGACUUACCACUGAACUGCAGGAUCUAUCAGUUACAGACGGUAUUGUUUGUGAUCAUUCUAAGUUUUUAAAUUUGUGAACUUAUUAAAUAAUUAUAAACGUCUGGCAAGAGUAAUGGUAAAGGCCUAUGGCCAAAUACAAUAAACUUUGACUGACCAAAAAAGUUAUAGGUGGGUUGCACCUGCCAUCACAGGGCCUGGGUGGAUAGAACCAGUGGUGGGAUUCAAAUAAUUUAACAACUGGUUCUGGUGGUGGAAAUUCAAAUAAUUUAACAACUGAUUGUUUACAAGCACCAUUUUAACAACUGGUUCUGCCGAAGUGGUGCGAACCGGCUGAAUCCCACCACUGGAUAGAACAUUGUCACUUUUAACUUGGGCAGUGCCUUGGCUUUUCAAUGUUGAGUCAAUGAAGUCUCCCCUUCCAGCACAGUGAAUAUUGGAGAAGGUGAACAGUUUCUCCUUCCAUAUUGAUACUUUGCUGUUUUACACGAGUAAUAUGUGUUGUGAGUCUUGCAGAAAACAUGUGUUAAGGGCAGGGCUGCCAACUGGCUGGAGAAAAAAAGUGUUCUGUGACUUACUAGAUGAUGUUUACCUCCAUGCCUUGAAAAGCUGAAGGUACCCAUUUCCAUGCCUUAAGCCUCCAUUAAAGGGACAGAACACUUUUUCUCCAGGCCUGCUGGCAAUCCUACCUUAGACCCAUCAAUGACUUCCACUAUAUUUCCUGUAGCUCUUCCUGUCUCUAACAUCAUAUAUGGAGGGGCUGGCUGCAGCUCUCACCUCCAAUAGCUUUCUGUGGUGCAUCAGUUCUUUUGACGUUGGGUCUGGACUAUGGAGCUUGAUCCCUGGGGGACUAGAAGAUGGAAGCUCCUCUUUCAUGGUCAGAUGAGGAACUGGGGCUUAGACUCCAAACCAGUGCAAUUUCUGCCCAUGAAGCAUGACUUUUUUGCUCCCCCCCCCCCCGUUAUUUCCCCUGUUAGCAUUGCCCCCCACCACUGCAGAUUAAAACUUCCUCCAGAUAUCUACUCCUUGGGGGACAGGAGAGCCCCUGCUCCGCCAUGUACCUUUGCCGGCAUUCUUCAGCCGAUCACGACCCCAUAGCCUCGGCCACAUGCAGCCAAAACCUGGUCAGGUGUUUUGGGAAAGCAGACACAGCCCUGUGCAGCUUUAGCAAUUCCGCCUCAAUUCGCUGCCAUCCAAAAGCGAACCCCCGGCCUUCCGUUCCCGUCUCUUCUCAGAUGUGUCCCCUGCUGCUGCAGCUGAAGAUUUUGCACUGCUGGGGUCUGCUCCGCUGCCUCUCGCCUUUCCCUUUUCCCUUUUCAAUUCCAAAUCCCCAGGGAUUCACUUCCAGACUUAUUCAAAGACAUUCCAUAAGACAGGGCCUUAUAUUAAUUUUUGCUCCAAAAGAUGCGUCAGGGCUUAUUUUCAGGGGAUGUCUUGGGUUUUUUUGCGCCCCCCAUAUGACCAAAUCAGCUGCGCCGGGGAAUCUGUAACGAGGGCUUAUUUUUAGAGUAGGGCUUCUAUUUCAUGCAUCCUCUAAAAGUCCCGAAAAAUCAUGCUAGGGCUUAUUUUCUGGGUUUGGGGAAAUGGUAUUUCGGGCGCUUUUGGCUUUCUCGGUACAGAUGCUGCCUGUUCCACCUUUGGAGUCCUGGAGAACCAUCAGGUGAGCUGGGAGAAGAUGGGCUCUCCCACUGGCCAUUCUGGCGAGACAAUACAGCUCUUGUUGUCAUGCUUUGCAAGGAAGGGCCAGGAGAGCCAGAGGCACACCACCCAAGGGGACAUGGGGUAACUGAUGUCCCCGGUGCUCACAUAGACCUGGCCGCCAGCAUCAGCUCCGGGUGGUAGACCUGCACCAGCUCCAAGCAGUAGACCUGCACUCCGGCACAAGCUCUCAGCAGUGGACCUGGAUGCCGGCACAAGCUCCAGCAGCAGACCUGGAUGCUGACGCAGGGUCCAGGCAGUAGACCUGGACACCGGCUCCAGGUGGUAGACCUGGGCUCUGAGUGGUAGACCUGGGCACCUGUUGGGAGAAACAGAAAAUUCAGAUUUUGUCCCAGGGUUCUAUUUUUCCUAGAUAUGCCUCUGACUAGCGCUGCCCCAUCUAUUCUCCUCUGGGGGAUGGAGGUUUUUCCGGUGUGGAGUGUAGUUGUGCCCACGGAGUCAGCAUAAGAACGAGACGAGACGCGGAGAUAUCAUCUGGUGGAGAGUGCCAGCAACAGGAUCGCGGGAGCCCGUGGUUCUGACGACUCUCUCGCGUGCUAGCAUCUGGCACCUUUUAUUAGGGUUUCCGUGGGGGCGUGUAGAAGGGCGGUCCGGGGGGAAACCGGGAGAGCGGGAGACCGAGAGAUCA
Sphaerodactylus townsendi is the source of this 4065-nucleotide messenger RNA. It is a transcript of the gene INPP1, whose product is annotated as inositol polyphosphate-1-phosphatase. The transcript is spliced from 7 exons. The record is from RefSeq and is a predicted model, not a curated record. Bases 494 to 1630 code for a protein of 378 amino acids. Gene Ontology annotation, molecular function: inositol-1,4-bisphosphate 1-phosphatase activity. Gene Ontology annotation, biological process: phosphatidylinositol phosphate biosynthetic process. Lineage: Eukaryota; Metazoa; Chordata; Lepidosauria; Squamata; Sphaerodactylidae.